Eurytemora carolleeae is the source of this 1179-nucleotide messenger RNA. Its product is annotated as histone H3.v1. Bases 30 to 1043 code for a protein of 337 amino acids. The transcript is spliced from 7 exons. The record is from RefSeq and is a predicted model, not a curated record. NCBI's taxonomy places the organism in Eukaryota, Metazoa, Arthropoda, Copepoda, Calanoida, Temoridae.
AAUUAAGGUAAAAUCAAGGGAAAACUGAUAUGCUUAUUAAUACAAUGAAAUUAAGAUCCUACUGUGCUAGACGAAGAUGGCAAAGGUGUGGAACAGGGGUGAGAGCUCUGAAACGAAUGUCAGGAAUGGUCAAGCGUCGCUCCUUGGAUUCUGAUGAUGAAGGAAAUCAACCAACUGGUAGUAGUCUGUCUCUGUACAGUUCUACAGAUAGUUUAACCAGGGAGAGUCUGGAUUUGACACUGGUGGAGAAUAAUAUUGACGAGGAAAAUACCGAUGAUGAAGAUAUUUACCAAAACAAUGAUGAUGAAGUUUUCUUACCUGGAGAUUCCGACGCGGUAGAUUUCAACCUAAAUGAUGGUAUUAAACCUACAGCUCGUUCCAGGCAGGUUCAUUGGAGAACACGUGAUAGCUUUAUAUCUGCACAAAACUACAGUAUAAACCACAGUCUAGAGUCUACAGUAGAAAAUGAGGAAGAAUUAAGAAUUAGUUCAAAAUCUGAAAAUAAAUCAAAUAAAGAGAUGGAAGAUGGGGAGGAGGAGGAGGAGGAGGAGGAAGAAGAUGAGGAAGACCAUGAUGAUGAUGAAAAGGAUAAGGAAGAAGAGUGUAAAGAGGAGGCAGCUAAAAUAGAGAAUCCGGAGGAGAAGGUGAAUGAAGAGAAACAGGAUAUUAAGGGAGAAAAUGAAGAAGAGGAGAAUAAUAAGGAGAAGAAGGAUAAGAAGGAGAAUGAAGAGAAACAGGAGAUUGAGGAAGAAGGGGAGAAUAACGAGGAAAAUGAGGAAAAGCUGGAUAGUUUCCCAACUCUAUUUAGACCUAUGGAAUCUAUAUCUCGGCGAAUGUAUUCUGGAUCUACAACAAGACCUUUAGCUGGAACAGUUUCUAAUAGAAUAAACCUAUUCCAAAGUCCAUCUGAUGUCUCUCCAAAGACUGACGGACUCCUGAAACCCCCUUCUCCAGGGACUCCAGGAAAACUAACCUACAGAAAAUCCAUGAAAACCCGACCCAGAAAUGUUAAACUUUUGGCAGAGAAAUUUGGAGGAAAGUAGUGUUUAUUUAUUGAUAUGUACAGUAGCUAUUUAUUGAUAUGUACAGUAGCUAUUUAUUGAUAUGUACAGUAGCUAUUUAUUGAUAUGUACAGUAGCUAUUUUAUGAAAAUAAUACAGUUUUUAGCUUUGUCUUAUA